Messenger RNA from Wasmannia auropunctata (little fire ant), 3438 nucleotides. RefSeq names its product protein Skeletor, isoforms B/C (gene knk). The record is from RefSeq and is a predicted model, not a curated record. NCBI's taxonomy places the organism in Eukaryota, Metazoa, Arthropoda, Insecta, Hymenoptera, Formicidae. The coding region runs from base 432 to 2483 and encodes 683 amino acids. The transcript is spliced from 12 exons.
CGAGCGCCCGUACUUUCUCCCGGGGAAUGUGCGGCUGCAGCGGUUGUGCGUGGAACCGUGUCCCACGAAGGCCGAUUCGGCUUUCUAGUCGCGUUUCCGCUCGUUUCCGUUGCCGCACGAGAGAGAGACUGGCGAGGAUCGGCGUGGCGUCCAGCGAAUUCGCCGUGUGAUACACGCAGUUUACCCUCCGUUAUCCGUCAAUCCGCGUCCCCGUUAUCGCGCGUGUGGUGACCGCGUACGGAUUGCUCAAUCGCGAAUUUAGUCAACCACACUGACUCGUCUGAUUAUCAGCGAUGAAUCGCCACGAUUGCACGUAGUUUCCCGAUCGUCUGUCCGUUCCAUCGGCUUCUCGCUAUUGGCGAUCUCGUGGGUAUCCCGAUAAGAGUCAACGACACGCUUUGGAGCGCUCAUGGGAGGAAGAUGAUCAAGCGAUGGCAGGUGUCGUGAGAAAGAAGGGAACGAAUGCUCUCGUGACGCUUCUAGGAUGCUUGUUUCUUUCUUGCGCUUAUGCAGAGGAGGAUAAUGGAGAAAAAUACAAAGGAAAAUAUCUGGGAAAAUUAAAUCCGUAUCAUCAUCAAGUUUCCGGCGACGUCUGGGCUGUGGACCAGUACACUUUGCUGCUGACAUCCUUUAAUUACGAUGGCAAUGGAGCUGACACAUUUUUCUGGGCAGGCGCAUCAAAUAGACCAGGCCCGCAAGGAUUUAUUGUCCCCGAUGAAUGGAGCAAAACAAACAUAUUGGACCGUUACUUUAACAAGGAUUUUACUUUAACCCUGCCGGAUAAUAAGAAAAUAACGGAUAUCAAGUGGUUCGCAGUGUACGAUUUAGCGAGUCAGAACACCUUCGGCGAUGUCUACAUUCCGGAGGAGUUUGACCCACCCGCGCCUCAAAAAAUAUCACAGCUAUCGAAAAGAUCUCACAAUGUCUCGUCAGAGCCCAUCGUGAUCCUGGAUUCGAAAACAAUCAGUAUUCCGCAAUUCAACUACGACGGGAAAGGUGCGGACACGUACUUUUGGAUCGGUCUUGGCCCGCAACCAUCCAGCAAGGGCCAGAAAGUGCCCGAUGAAUACGGAUACAUGGAUUCUCUCAGAUCGUAUAAUAACGAGGAUAUCAUACUGGAGCUGCCAGGCGACAAGACCAUCUUCAACAUAGACUGGCUAAGUGUUUUCGACGUAAAGUCCAAGUCCAAUUACGGUUCUGUCAUUAUACCCGACGGGCUCAACGUACCGCCGUCGUUGAUAAAAGUUCUCAAGCAAACCAAGUCACUCCCGAAUUGCGUUCAGCUGCACAAGCGAUAUCAGGUCGCAUGGGAGAUUUUCGGUCCGCAGAUCACCAUUCAGUUGGCAGGUCAAGUCGCCGAGGACGAAUACAUGGCGUUCGGUUUGUCCGGUUCCGAGACCUCCAGCCGAAUGGAAGGUGCGGAUGUGGCUGUUGCGUACAUGGACGACACACGAGGAUAUGCCACGGACUACAACAUUACGGCAAAGGCGCCAUGUGGGAAAGUUCUCGGUCAGUACAAAGGGGUCUGUAGAGACGAGCUUCUCGGUGGUUUAGACAGCAACCAGCUCUUCACCGCGGUGAGAGAGGACGGCAUCAAUACCAUCACGUAUCGACGUACACUUAUUCCAUCUGAUGUCGGAGACAAAGAUUUUCCCACGGAUAAACCGGUGUACGUGGUUUGGGCCUUGGGUAGGCUUGAUAAAACUAACAACGAACCGAGUUUCCACGAUGUAUAUCCAAGGAGCGACGUGGUGCUCGAGUUGAGUCGUAAGGAACCGGAAAAUACAUGCAUCGAUUUCACGGAGCAUAAUAAGAAAAUCUUCUCUAGAGAACCUUGGCAAAAAACGGAAAUAUUCGACAGAAGCGUUAGAACUUUCAAAGCAACCAUCGGACCCUCCGGGGGCAAACGGGGGUAUGAAGGAAUCACAGGUAAAUCGUCGAUGGGUCUCGCUUGGUACAUCGAAGGCGCAUUGAUACCCGAGUUAUACCUACGUCGAGGCUUGACGUACAGUUUCCGCGUUCACGGCGGGAACAAUCCGCACAGCGCGGAUCUCUAUCAUCCGUUAAUAAUAACCGACGAGCCUCACGGGGGAUACGACACGCUCAGCGAUCUUGCGCAAAGUAAGAUCAGGGUGUUGGCUGGCGUUGAACUGACCAGGAGAGGUCGACCGCGACCGACCGCGGUUGGACCGCUUUGCUUAAGCAAGCACAACGGUCGAGACAGAAGACUGGACGAUAACUUCCCGUCGUUUAAGAAAUUCAACAGGACCCUCGUGCAAGUCUGCGUGCCAGGAGAAGGUGGCACUUUGGUAAUAAGUCCAAACUCGACGUGGCCCGAUCUGGUUUAUUAUCAGUCCUUCACGCACGCAAACAUGGGAUGGAAGAUUCACGUGGUCGAUUCUUACACGAAUAAGAAUAGUGCAAUCGUACAUAAAUUGUCAUUACUUGUUACAAUCGCGGCUGUGCUUCGCGGUUUAUUAUAAGAUUGAAGAUUAAAUAAAUCGCGGAAAAAUAUUUCUAUUAUCAAAUAUUUUUUCUGCAAUUUAUUUAAAUAGUUUACAUAAGAAUGCGCUAAAUUAUUUUUAACAAAUUACUAAUUCUUGCACUUCAACGUGUACAUAUCGAUGAUGCAACACGAGGAGACGCUGAAUCACUGUGCGCGCUGAUUUUAUCGAAGAAUCAAGAAACUAUAAUACAAUAGUUCCUGUAAUAAGCACUGCAUUCCUUGCAGGUCAUUGCAGAAUUGCACGAUUUAAUAACGAGAUAAGUUUUAUAUGCUCUCUCUCUCUCUAUUUCACUAUGAAAUAAACUUUAAUUUAUGUCAAUUUAUAUUUAAAGAAUAUUUAAAGAAACAUUAAUUUAUGUCAUAAAAAUAAAAGGAUAUUAAACUUUCUCAAGUUGUUGCAAUAACUUUUUAUUUCGUAUACUGUUUUAAUUAGUCUAAUUAAUUAGUCUAAUAGGAUAUCGUGAGCAUAUAAAAGACAACAUACAUUACACAUGCAAUGCAUCGUGUUCGUUAUCGAACAAUGAGAAAAUUGAUGUAAGUAUAUCUUUAAUAUUUACGUGUUUAAAUCAAAUGCCAAUUCCGUAAUAAUUCAAAUAAUUUCUCUUUUAAAUCUCCUUGCAAAAAUUUGCAGAUUUUAUCAAGGCAAGCAAGAACGUAUCGUUUACUUCAAUUGUAUGUUUAUAUAAUGCGUUCUCUCAAUUAAUAUUCUCGCUCACAUAAUUAAUACACAAUAAAUUGUAAUGUUUUAACAUCUGUAAACAAAUGUUUCUAAUAAUCUCGAGUGUAAGAUCUAUGUUCGGUAAUGUAGUUAAAAUUUACAGAUUCUUAUGCAAAACGUUGACAAAUCUUGCUUUAUUUCUAUUGACAUCUCAUACGGCAUAUCUGUCUUUACACCUUUACACUCCUAAAUAAAAUGCUGAAAUACUUAAAAA